Drosophila subpulchrella is the source of this 348-nucleotide messenger RNA. RefSeq lists its product as uncharacterized. The record is from RefSeq and is a predicted model, not a curated record. Lineage: Eukaryota; Metazoa; Arthropoda; Insecta; Diptera; Drosophilidae.
AUGAUGAACGCGACCACGCAAAGUAGAAGUAGCUGCCCGAUCUGGGAGUCGAGGCCGGAGUCUGGGCCCGGCUCCAGACCAUACGAUCCCGAGCCCUCAUACAUAAAUGGCAUAAUAUUAUAUUGUAUCUUAGGGAUGCGGGAACUUUUCAAGCUGCCUUGGGCUGGCGCCACCAACAUUCAACAGCAGCUUGGGGCGGCGGCUGCAGAUCGGCUCCAAAUCGCACAGGUCCAGGUUGCAGCUCCACUCCAACCACUUCGGCCACUCCGACCACAGGCAUCAAUAGCACCACCGACGAAGACCAAGACUACGACCAAGACCAAGACCAAGAAGAUCCGAGCACGUUAA